CGAUCGUUACCACUUCCUGUUUCGUUGUUCCGUGAUCUCGAGGCGUCCGAGCGCCGCGACGGGAUCGAUAGAAACGCGUCGAAGAUGUUUAUGGUCGAGGAGUACGUGAACGCGAGCAAGGUCCAGUAUCAGGACGCGAUGGAUGUAAUCGAGGAAUUCGAUAAAGAGAUAUCGGAGACCAAGGGCAAGUGCAUCGACGUAGGAUGCGGCCCCGGCGAGGUCACCAAGAGAUUAUUGUUGCCGAAACUGCCCUCGGGGGUCGAAGUGGUCGGGGCGGAUAUAUCGAAACCGAUGAUCGAUUACGCGAGGGACAAGUACCGGGACGAGAAACGAUUGUCGUUCACGUACCUGGACAUUCAAACCGAGGAACUGCCGAACGAGCACGUCGGCCAAUACAACAACCUGUUCUCAUUCUUCUGUUUUCACUGGUGCCACAACACGGGACGGACUUUCGAGAACGUGUGGAAGUUGCUACGACCUGGUGGAACGGCCUUGACCAUGUUCCCGGCAUCGACGGAGAUUUUCAACGCUUACGAGAAGCUGCACGAGAAUCCGCGAUAUAAACCGUACAUGCAGGACGUGGAUCGUUUCGUGCCGUACUUCCACCGAUGCAAGGACCCCAGGGCCGCCUUGAGGACGCUCCUGGAGGACAUCGGUUUCGAGAUCCAGCACUGCAGCAGGCGCGAGAGGAGCUGCAUUUUCCAGAACACGCAAACGCUGAAAGAUCACGUGACCCCGAUCAACCCCUUCGUUUCGCGGUUCCCUGAUCAGGACCUCCAAGAAGAAUUCAUGGACGCGUUGAUGCGCGAAAUGGCAACCAUGAAGAUUCAGUUCUCGAAGAAGGACUACAGCGACCAGAAAGAACUAGGAAUAUUGAACAGAUAUCAACUUCUAGUCGCGUACAUAAAAAAACCGUCCGAUGCGCGUUGA
This is a messenger RNA of Colletes gigas, 930 nucleotides long. It is a transcript of the gene jhamt, whose product is annotated as juvenile hormone acid O-methyltransferase. The coding region runs from base 85 to 930 and encodes 281 amino acids. NCBI's taxonomy places the organism in Eukaryota, Metazoa, Arthropoda, Insecta, Hymenoptera, Colletidae. The record is from RefSeq and is a predicted model, not a curated record. The transcript has 5 exons.